Micromonas pusilla CCMP1545 is the source of this 1617-nucleotide messenger RNA. RefSeq lists its product as uncharacterized. Bases 1 to 1617 code for a protein of 538 amino acids. NCBI's taxonomy places the organism in Eukaryota, Viridiplantae, Chlorophyta, Mamiellophyceae, Mamiellales, Mamiellaceae. The record is from RefSeq and is a predicted model, not a curated record. The transcript has a single exon.
AUGGCCGCGCUAAACAGCGCCAUCGCCGCGCGCAUGCACGGCAGCGGCGACAGCCGCAAGCGCAAGGACAAGGCGCCCAACUACCGCAAGGUUCUCUUCAGCAACGACGACAUGGCGAACUUCGAGAACCUCCUCAGCGAGGUGGAGACGGUGGACAAAUUCGUCAAGCUCAAGGCUCGGAAGGACGCGGAGGCGUCGUCGUCGAUCUUCGGCGGCGCCUCGCCGUCCACGCCCGCGACCCCGGGAUCGGGAUCGCGCGCGGACGAAGCGGGCGGAGGAUCGCCGUCCUCCUCCUCCUCUUCCUCCUCCUCCUCCUCCUCGUGUUCGUGGAAGUCGUGGACGAUGCUGUGCGCGAUGCUCCUCGUCGUCGUCGUCGCCGUCGCCGCGAUCGCGCAGACGCAGAUGGGCGGCGCCGGCGCCGCGUUCAUCGUCCAGGAGAAGGGCACGACGCCGAGCCCCGCGUCCGCGAGCACGACGCCGAGCCCCGCGUCCGCGAGCGCGGUGAAGACGGGGGACGACCGCGAGGCGCGCCGCGAGGAGCUGCGAGCGGAGCUGCGCGCGGAGAUGUUGGAGGAGAAGAGAGCGAAGGCGAAGGCGAAGGCGAAGAGAGCCGCCGCCGCCGCCGCCGCCGCCGCCGACGACGACGACGACUCGGACGAGUACGAAGGGGGGUACGAAGGGUACGAAGAGUACGAAGAGGAGAAGGAGAUCGCGAAGAACGCGACGGCGGCGGCGAAGAAGAAGAUGAAGAUGAUGAACAAGUUGAAGAAGCUGAGCGCGGGCGCGCUCGACGACCUCGAGGCGUCGUCCGUCGCCGCGAAGAAGAAGCUCCCCGCGGACGACGAGCCGACCUCCGCCGAGCGCGACGCGGAGGACGACCGAAUGAAAGCCGCGGGGGAGACGGACGAGGAGAGAGCCGCGAGGCACGCGCGCGAGGACGACGAACGACGCGAGAGGCACGAGAGAGAGGACGCGGAGCGAAGGGCGCGGCACGAGGCGGAGGACCUGGCGCGCGCGACGACGGAUGUGGCGGCGCGCGAGGAGUACGAGAAGGGCGUCGAGGCGCGGCGGAGGGAGGAGGAGGAGAUGGGCGGCGGGGGGAAGGAGGAGAGGCGACGACCGGAGACGUCGAGGGACGCGUCGGCGCCGGCGCCGGCGCCGGCGCCGGCGCCGUCGGCGUCGGACGUCGGGAUCUUCGACGAGAGAGAGUGGAACGCCCUCGAGGACGUCGCUGGGAUGUCCGGCGGCGGCGGCGCGAAGAGCAAAAACGACGACGACGCGUCCGCGUCGCGACCGCCGUCGCGAGCGCCGGAGCGGCCGCGUCCGCCGGUCGAGGAACCGCCGCUGACUCCGGAGGAGAGGGACGGCGGUCGCCGCGACGACGACGCGUCCGAGCCGGGAGUCGAACGAGACCGCGAACGGAGCUCCGCCGCGAUCGCGACGCGGACGCGGGAAGAAGACUCCCGCGGCGGAGACGGAGACUACCGGCUCGGAGACGGCGGAGAGGCGGCGUCCGGACCGCCGGAGGGAGCGACGACGAUGAACGCGUUCGAUGAGGUGCGUUCUAUACACUGGUUCCCAUACGACCCCGUCGGCGUGGUGAACGCCGUUCCUUAA